CGACUCCUCCUGGGCCUGGCGUAUUCCCACAGUCGUACAGUGCGGUAUCCCCGGCGUUGUAGCCGCCAUGAUCAUGUUCUUCCCAGAAUCCCCCCGUUGGCUCAUCUCCAAGGAGCGCCACGAAGAGGCCAUUGCCAUCAUGGCCAAAUACCACGGUGACGGUGAUGCGAACGCCCCCAUCGUCCAGUUGCAGAUCAGGGAAAUCACCGAUGACUUCGCCGCCACACAUAACGAGAAUCCCUGGUGGGAGUUCCGCGAGCUGGUCAACACCAAGGCUGCUCGCUACCGAUUGUACAUGGUGAUCAGCAUGGCCUUCUUUGGACAGUGGUCUGGCAACAAUGUCGUCUCCUACUUCAUGCCUGCUAUGGUCAAGCAAGCCGGUAUCACCGACCCUAACAAGCAGCUCUUGAUCAACGCAAUCAACCCCAUCUUCUCUAUGCUUGCCGCCAUGUACGGAGCCACUCUCCUCGACAAGUUGGGCCGGCGCAAGAUGCUUCUCGGCGGUCUCGCCGGAGGUCUCUUCUCCUACGUUCUUCUGACCGCCUUCACCGCGACCGCGAAGCCCAGCAACGACCUCGCCUACGGAACCAUCGUAUCCAUCUACCUCUUCGGCAUCUUCUUCGCCUGGGGCUGGACGCCUCUGCAAACCCUCUACGCCGUGGAGUGCCUCGAGAACCGCACCCGUGCCAAGGGAUCCGGUCUCAACUUCCUCUUCCUCAACAUUGCCAUGGUCGUCAACACCUACGGUAUCUCCGUCGGCAUGGAGAAGAUUGGCUGGAAGCUGUACCUCGUGUACAUUGGCUGGAUCGUUGUUGAGAUGGCCAUCAUCUUCUUCUUCUUUGUCGAGACUGCCGGCAAGACAUUGGAGGAGUUGAAGGAGAUCUUCGAGGCACCUAACCCCAAGAAGGCAUCCACCCAGCGUGUGAGGGUUGAGAUGACGGAGAGCGGAAAGGUCGUUAAUGUAGACCCGACAGUUUAGGUCCAAAUGGCGGUGGGAUUGGAUUGGGUUUUGAUUGAGAACAAGCGUCAGUGAAUCGUGUUAUUUCUGUUUGUUACAUACCGUGGAGCUUCCCAACAAUCGUUGGGAUGUUGUCGGGAGUAACAUUAGCGUGGUCAGCGGGUUGCAUGAGAUUCCCCAAUUCCCGAGAUAAUGCAUUCGCAUACCCCGGGAGACGCCAGAGCCAGAUAGGUUGGAUUCUUGGAAUUAU
Aaosphaeria arxii CBS 175.79 is the source of this 1208-nucleotide messenger RNA. RefSeq names its product general substrate transporter. Gene Ontology annotation, molecular function: carbohydrate:proton symporter activity. The transcript is spliced from 2 exons. Gene Ontology annotation, cellular component: membrane. The record is from RefSeq and is a predicted model, not a curated record. Lineage: Eukaryota; Fungi; Ascomycota; Dothideomycetes; Pleosporales. Bases 68 to 979 code for a protein of 303 amino acids. Gene Ontology annotation, biological process: carbohydrate transport; transmembrane transport.